Molecule: messenger RNA, 1467 nt
Organism: Aspergillus piperis CBS 112811
Lineage: Eukaryota; Fungi; Ascomycota; Eurotiomycetes; Eurotiales; Aspergillaceae
Product: glutamine synthetase family protein
Exons: 5
Coding region: 1-1467 (488 amino acids)
Molecular function (GO): glutamine synthetase activity
Source: RefSeq, a predicted model, not a curated record
AUGUCCUCUACCACCCCACCCUACCAAGUUACCCUCGAGAAUAUCGCCCAUGUCCUCCAGAAUGACACCCGGGUCAAGCUGGCCGGUGUUGACGUCGAUGGCAUGCUCCGCGGCAAGCUCGUCUCCAAGAAGAAGUUCCUCUCCAUCGUAGCUGAUGGCUUCGGCUUCUGCUCCGUCAUCUUUGGCUGGGAUAUGCAUGACCGCACAUACUUCAAGGAAUUGACCAUCAGCAACAAAGAGAACGGGUACCGCGAUCUCGUGGCAGUUCCGGAUCUAAGCAGUUUCCGUCGCAUUCCAUGGGAGAACAAUGUACCAUUUUUCCUGGUCAGCUUUUUGGAUCCCGAUACGAAUAAGCCGGUCUGUGCUUGUCCGCGGGGGCUAUUAAAGUCCGCUCUGGGGAAGGCGGAGGCUGCGGGGUAUCGUGCCAUGGCGGGGGCGGAAUAUGAGUUCUAUCAGUUCCGCGCGCCAGGAGCACACUCCAAUCCCGAGCGCAAUGCAUCGGCCACGGCAACCUUUCUUAAGGAGAACCCCGUCGAGUCACUUCCUCCGCUGACGGAGGGCAUGUUUGGGUACAGUCUGACCCGUCCCAUCCACAACCAAGACUACUAUUAUGGAGUGUUCGAUGCGUGUGAACAGUUCAAUUGUGAAAUCGAGGGUUGGCAUACAGAGAGCGGUCCCGGUGUUUAUGAGGCGGCACUACAGUUCGGAGAGGCCAAAGAGAUGGCGGACAAAGCUGGUCUAUUCAAAUACGUCGUCAAGUCGAUCGGCACCAAGCACGGCAUCACACCCACCUUUAUGGCCAAGCCACGCGAGGGUUUACCCGGAAAUAGCGGACACAUGCACAUCUCACUGGUCUCGAGCGAUGGGAAGAAUGCGUUCAUCCGCGACACGCCCGACCCAAAUCCGCCAUAUCCUGACGUGGCUUAUCUCUCCGAUCUAGGGCGACAUUUCCUGGCCGGGGUCCUCACUGGUCUUCCUGAUAUCAUGCCAAUGUUUGCACCCACGGUGAACUCUUACAAGCGGCUGGUGGAGAACUUCUGGGCGCCGGUUACGGUCUCCUGGGGACUGGAGCAUCGGGCGGCCUCGAUUCGGCUUAUCACCCCACCUACGGCGAGCGCAAAAGCAACCCGGCUGGAGGUGCGUGUGCCCGGGGCUGACGCAAACCCGCAUUUUGUUUUAGCAGCAGUUGUUGCAUUGGGGUGGCGGGGUGUGGAGAAGAAGCUGGAGAUUCCGGUUCCGCCGCUGUCCAAGGGCGAGGAUAUGGGCGGGGCAAGCGAUAAGGGGGUCCGAUUAGCCAAGUCGCUGCGGGAAGCCACGACGGCGUUCAUGCGCAAAGACAGUGUCGCACGGGAGGUCUUUGGCGAUGCGUUUGUGGAGCAUUUUGGGGGCACGCGGGAGCAUGAAGUGCGCUUGUGGGAGGAGGCCGUCACGGAUUGGGAGGUCCGACGCUAUAUUGAGACGGUGUAA